Molecule: messenger RNA, 1116 nt
Organism: Penicillium odoratum
Lineage: Eukaryota; Fungi; Ascomycota; Eurotiomycetes; Eurotiales; Aspergillaceae
Product: alternative oxidase
Exons: 3
Coding region: 1-1116 (371 amino acids)
Biological process (GO): alternative respiration
Cellular component (GO): mitochondrion
Molecular function (GO): alternative oxidase activity
Source: RefSeq, a predicted model, not a curated record
AUGAAUUCGGUUUCAGUAUUAUCAACUUCGUCCUUACGAACAGCCACACGACCACAUACUUACAUUCAUCUGGUGGCGCGAAGUUAUUCAGGGUUGACGGUCACCAAACGCGGCAGCUCCCAUGAUAUACGCGGACAAACUUCUUCAUUCACCUACACUCCCAGGCGCUCCAUUUCCUCAACUCCACAGAACUCUAGCAUCAUCAACGACCUUCGAAAGCAAACCAAUUUUACGACGAACCAGAUCAAAGAGUUUUUUCCACCACCGCAAAACCGAGGGGUCAAGGAAGUGGAAUCAGCAUGGGCACAUCCUGUAUAUUCUGAAUCCGAAAUGAAAAAUGUCGCAAUUGCACACCGAAACGCCGCAAAUUGGUCCGACUGGGUUGCUCUGGGCACUGUCCGCGUCUUUCGAUGGGGCAUGGACCUUGUAACAGGGUACAAGCACCCAGAACCCGGCGAGGAACUGGCUCCCAGAUUCAAGAUGACGGAGACAAAAUGGAUGCAUCGGUUCAUCUUCUUAGAGACUGUCGCUGGCGUUCCCGGGAUGGUUGGGGGCAUGCUCCGUCACCUGCGCAGUCUUCGACGCAUGAAGAGAGAUAAUGGAUGGAUCGAAACCCUUCUAGAAGAAGCCUUCAACGAACGCAUGCACCUCUUGACAUUCCUUAAACUUGCCGAGCCCGGAUGGUUCAUGCGGCUGAUGGUUCUCGGCGCACAAGGCGUCUUUUUCAAUGGAUUCUUCAUAGCUUACCUCCUAUCCCCUCGCAUAUGCCACCGGUUCGUUGGAUAUUUGGAGGAAGAGGCGGUCAUCACAUACACUCGUGCCAUCGAAGAACUUGAAACGGGCAAACUGCCGGAGUGGGAGACUCUUGAAGCGCCCCAAAUCGCGGUGCAGUACUGGAAGAUGCCGGAGGGUCAGCGCACCAUGAAGGAUUUACUGAUGUAUAUUCGAGCCGACGAGGCCAAGCACCGCGAGGUCAACCAUACACUUGGCAAUUUGCAACAGGCGAUCGAUCCCAAUCCCUACCAGACUCGGUACCGUGAUCCGAGCCGGGAGCAUCCGAGCAAGGGACUUUCAAAUUUGAAGGGUACAGGCUGGGAGCGGGAAGACAUUUUCUGA